This is a messenger RNA of Malassezia sympodialis ATCC 42132, 1110 nucleotides long. RefSeq lists its product as uncharacterized. Lineage: Eukaryota; Fungi; Basidiomycota; Malasseziomycetes; Malasseziales; Malasseziaceae. The record is from RefSeq and is a predicted model, not a curated record.
AUGGCAGCGGUCUCUGCGUCGUUGCAGCGUGUGCUGAUGGCCCUUUUGUCGACCGUCUCUAUCGCGACGGGCCUGUUUAUAUCGUACAAGGCUAUCCAUGAGCCGCCCAAGCCAGACUUUGAGCGCAUCGAUGCCAUGUCGCUGGCGCAGUCGCGCACGGCCCUGGGCCUCGCUGGCGAGGGCCGCUGGCUGCCGAUUGAUGCGCCGUGGGCGUACAAGGCGGAGAAGCUUUUCUUUUUGCUGGUACAUGUGUUUGUGGACCUGUGUGAGACGCGCACCGGUCGCGGAAGCUUCCUGGCGAUCCUGUCGCUCGCGAUGCCGGUGAUGCAGUUCGCGUGCGUUCAGGCGAUCAAGCCCGAGACUCACACGUUCCAGCGUGGACUGAUUGUCACUGGCAUCUUUUUGCUGGGCCAGCUGAUCUGCAUGGGCGCGUCGCUUCCGCUGUUGAUGGUGCCGCUGUUCGCGCUCGUGCGGGGUAUGCACCUGCACAAGGUGUAUCCGGAGCGUGCUUUUGGCGUGUAUGGCCCUCGCAUGAUCAAGACGAUCCAGCGCGUAAUUUUCGUGCCCAGUGUGUUCAUGGUGCUCAUCCCGAGAACGCACUGGACCUGGCUCGUGCUGAACGUGGUCUUCCAGCUGUUCCCGCUCAUUUUCCUAAGUCUGUCGCUGUACGUGGCACUCGUGGGUCCCCAGACGUCGAUCACGACGAGCAAGGUGUCGAUCUUGUACGAAGACAAUGCCGUGUUCACGAUGGUGACGCACUGGUGGUCGCUGUACCUGCUGCACCCCGUGCUCAAGGCGUUGGUCGCUGGCCAGCGUGUGGUGCUCAACGAUGCGGAGCGUCUUAUUCUAUGGGACCUGCUUGGCGUGUUCUGCGCAGUGCUGUACAUGAUUGGCAUCGACAUUAUUGCCGACCUCAACCUGAAGGACGAGGGCGGUGUGCGAGCGCUGCACAGCGCGUCUCUGCCCAAGUGGCUCGGCGCGAUGGUGCGCAGCUUUGUGAUGGCGGUCAUCUUUGGACCCGGCACGGUCUUUUGCAUUUACCUCGCCUCGCGCGAGGAUGCCGUAACGCCUACGCACUCGGCGUCGACCACGAAGAAGAAGACGCAGUAA